AUGGGCGUUCCAGAUAAUUUGAACAUACAAGUCGCCGCCAACGAUGUUGGUGCCGGGGAUGCGACAGCCAUCGGCCAAUCUUCAGGGUCUGAUGGCGGCAUCACGCCUGUAGAGAGCGAGCCAAAAGACUACAUCGACCCCAAGGAGGAACGGGCUUUUGUUUGGCGCCUUGACCUGUUCUUCCUCACCAUAGGAUUCCUGGGCUACAUGUUCAAGUACAUCGACCAAACAAACAUUAGCAAUGCAUACGUGUCUGGCAUGAAGGAGGAUCUCAGCCUGUUUGGCAAUGAGUUGAAUUACUUUACCACAUUUUUCAAUAUCGGAUACAUGAUCAUGCUUUACCCUUCAUGCAUCAUCAUCUCCCACUUUGGCCCAUCAAAGUGGCUUCCAGCUUGCGAGCUUAUUUGGGGCGUUCUAACAUGCUGCUUGUCGGUGGUCACGAGUUCCAAACAGGUUUGUGGCCUCCGCUUCCUCAUCGGCCUAUUUGAAGGGACCGCCUGGCCAGGAUACUUCACACUCAUCAGCCAGUGGUACAUGCCCCACGAAGUAGCUCUGCGCAUGAGUCUCUACAACAUUGCCCAGCCCGCGGGCGCCAUGCUGUCCGGUGCGAUGCAGGGCGCGCUGUCUACCAACUUUGAGGGCGUUGCUGGGAGGUCAGGCUGGCGGUGGGCUUUCAUCAUCAACGGUGCUUGUACCAUCGUCGUAGCGCUCGCAGCCUUCUUCAUCCUCCCCGGCUACCCCGAACGUCCCAAUCCGCUUUCAAAAUUCUACAUGACGGACCGUCAUAUUGAGAUAGCAGUCGCGCGCGGCCGCCGGGUUGGACGUAAGCCGCAAAUUGGUAUCACUGUGAAGUCAUUCCUCCGAUGCUUCACAUUCUGGCAGCUGUGGGCUAUUGCGAUCGCAUGGCCUGUCGGUGGCAACUUCACGCCCGCCAGCUACUUCAACCUGUGGCUCAAGUCCCUGAAGAACUCGGAUGGAACUGCCAAAUACUCUGUGGCUAUGCUCAAUUAUCUACCGAUAGUAGGCCAAGGUCUGCAGCUCAUCUCGGAGCUCCUCUUCAGUGGCUUCAGCGGCUACUUUGGCGUCCACCUACCAUUCUUGCUACUUCACUCCGCCAUCAACAUUGCCUCUCAGGUGAUCCUCAUCGUCCGGCCAAAGAACGAAGGGGCUUACAUGGCCGGCUGGUACAUGAACUACAUCGGAGCUGUUUCCACCAUGCUCCUCUGCUCCUGGGGCUCAGCACAUCUCCAGCAUGAGCCUGAGGUCCGCACCGUCCUGUUCGCCAGCGGCACCGUCCUUGCUUACAUCAUGAGCGCCUUCAUCCCCAUUGCCGCCUUCCCGGCUUCGGAGGCUCCCAAUUGGCGCAUUGGAUCAAAGUUGUAUCUCGCGUUUGCACUUGUGGCUGUGGUGAUCUUCAUCGGAAUCCAUUUCGGAUUCAAGUGGGAAGAGAAGAAGCAGCAGAAGGAGGCUACCAAGGAGGAGCUGGCUGGCGAGCCGGACGACGCGAACGCAGGGGUCAAGACCGUAAGUCUGCAGACAGAGAAGUAG
This is a messenger RNA of Colletotrichum aenigma, 1548 nucleotides long. It is a transcript of the gene FEN2-2, whose product is annotated as Pantothenate transporter FEN2. The transcript has 12 exons. Lineage: Eukaryota; Fungi; Ascomycota; Sordariomycetes; Glomerellales; Glomerellaceae. The coding region runs from base 1 to 1548 and encodes 515 amino acids. Gene Ontology annotation, biological process: transmembrane transport. The record is from RefSeq and is a predicted model, not a curated record. Gene Ontology annotation, cellular component: membrane. Gene Ontology annotation, molecular function: transmembrane transporter activity.